Molecule: messenger RNA, 4906 nt
Organism: Sus scrofa (pig)
Lineage: Eukaryota; Metazoa; Chordata; Mammalia; Artiodactyla; Suidae
Gene: CCNDBP1
Product: cyclin D1 binding protein 1
Cellular component (GO): nucleus
Source: RefSeq, a predicted model, not a curated record
GGGGCGGGGCGGGCGGCUUCUCUUGUUGCCGGAAGCGAACCCGCAUCCGUGACGCCCGGAAGUGGAGUGGCUACUGCUGUGCGGCUCAGGCGGCUUCCGUGGCAGCUAAGUACGCUGGCUCCCAGAGUCCUACUGGGAUGGCGAAUGCAGCUCCCCCUGAUGCUCCAGUCCCCACCCUGGCUGUGCCUUUGGAGCAGCUCCGGCACCUAGCAGAGGAGCUUCGGUUGCUCCUUCCUGGAGUGCGGGUCGGCGAAGCCCGGGAGACUACCAAGGAGUUUAAUCGGGAGACCUUUUGGAGAAGAUUCAAUGAGGCAGCUGUGACAGUGUCCACGGAAGCCACUACUCUGACCGUAGUCUUUUCCCGACUUCCACUGCCAUCUCCUCAGGAAACCCAGAGAUUCUGUGAACAAGUCCAUGCUGCCAUCAAGGCAAUUAUUGCAGCAUACUAUUCGCUUCCCAAGGAUCAGGGAACCACCUUGAGAAAGCUGGUAAGGAGUGCCACUCUUGACAUUGUGGAUGGCAUGGCUCAGCUUGUGGAAAUGCUCUACGUCACUCCAACGCAGAGCCCUGAGAACCUCAUUUCCUACAACAGUGUCUGGGAUGCGUGCCAGAAAGUGCCUAAAAUCCCAAGAGAUAACAAAGCUGCAGCCCUUUCAGUAUUGACCAAGAGUGUGAAUCUUGUAAAGGAUGCACAUGAGGAAAUGGAGCAGGCCGUGGAAGAAUGUGAUCCUUACUGUGGCCUUUUGAAUGACAUUGAGGAGGACAACUCUGACAACCAUGGAGAUGAGGAGGGUAUAUUGGGAUGUCCAAACAAUCAGGACUCAUAUUGGUCCGAGGAGGAUCAGGAGCUCAUAAUCCCAUGCCUUGCGCUGGUGAGAGCAUCCAAAGCCUGCCUGAAGAAAAUCCGGCUCUCAGUGGCAGAGAAUGGGAAGAAGGAUCAGGUGGCCCAGCUGGAUGACAUUGUGGACAUUUCUGAUGAGAUCAGCCCUAGUGUGGAUGAUUUGGCUCUGAGCAUAUACCCACCUGUGUGCCACCUGACUGUGCGACUCAAUGCUGCAAAACUUGUAUCUGUUUUAGAGAAAGCACUGGAAAUUACAAAAGCAAGUCAUGUGACCCCACAGCCAGAAGAUAGCUGGAUCCCUUUACUUAUUAAUGCUGUUGAUCAUUGCAUGAACAGAAUCAAGGAGCUCACUAAUGAAGUUGAAUUAUGAGUUUUCAGGCUCAUUCGUACUCUUCUCUGUCCCUUUCCUACUAUCUCAGCCAAGCUCUGAUGUCUGCUUUUAGAGUGGGGCUAGGAUGCUUUCUAGAACAAAACGGAGUUCCUGUCUAUACUUAUUAAUUAAGAGACACUAUUACCAAAGAUUAUUGAUUAGGUCAUACUAGUAAUUAUUUAUAAACCAUUUAAGUAUGAUAUAUUUUUCUGUGCUAGAUACAAAAGAUAAUUGUAUGAGUGUUUGUUCUUGAGUUGCCUCUCAGAGAUUCCUGGGGAAGCUGCCCUUUUUGCAGUAAAGUGUGUCAUUUCUUUGUUAAAGAUGUUGAUAGUGUCAGUAAAAUGCUUGGUGCCAGUAAAAUGCUUGAUUAACUGAGGUACCCUUCCAAAGUGUCUUUCUACCAGAAAUAUGUGGGUUGAGACUAGAAUAUUGCUUUUGUUUAGGUUUUUAGGUCUAAAGAUCUGAUUCUGAUCAGAAACAUAUUUAGAACAAAAACACUUUAUUUAGAGCAGAUGCCUCCAAAGGCCUUGUUAGUACUUCAGCAUGUUUUAUAGUUAUUCUCACCAGCAACUUCUCCUGAAUAUUAUUCCAGGUUAGGUUACUCAGUGGCUCUGAAAUUAUUUUUUGGUAUUGAGCUUGUGAAAAUUAAUAGGGGGAAAUCUUGUGUAAAAUAGAGUUGAAAAAAAAAUUUUUUUUUAACUAAAAAAAUUAAUUAAAAAAAAUUAAAAAAAAAAUGGAGUCGAGAGGCCAGAAGGGGGAGCACUCAUGCACUGCCACUCUAAGUAACAGGAAAGACUGAAUUCCUGAUAGAAGUGAUGUGAGUUGCAUCUCCUGCCAGAAAUUGACUACCCCAGCUACUAAGGCAGUGGGAACCCCUCAUCACCCAGAACUCUCGCUUUCCUCCGUUUGAGCAGUUGUUCAAAACAGCUGCUCCCAACUUCCUCCUUUGUGGUGGCUUUUACUAUAACCUUCUUGACCCUAAUUGCAGUUCUUUGCUGUUCCAGAACAAACCCAUUUUGCUGAUAAAAUAACUGCCUCUUCUGUUUUUUAUGUUAACAAGCUCAGUUAUUAAGAUUUGUCCACCUUAUUGAACAGCCUUGUUUUCCUUAUGCAUACUUAAAUUGUUAUUGUCUGUUUUGUAUUAUGUGUCUCCAAAUGUAAGCACAAUUUUUUUUUUUUUUUAACAGCUGCACUUGCAGCACAUGGAAGUUCCUGGGCUAGGGGUCAAAUAUGAGCUACAGGCUGGGCCCUACACCACAGCCAUGGCAACUCCAGAUCCUUAACCCACUGAGCCAGGCCAGGGAUCAAACCCUUAUCCUCACAGAGACAGUGGUGGGUCCUUAACCGACUGAGCCACAGCAGGAACUCCCAAGUACAAAGUUUUUAUAAGUCAAAAAUUUUAAAUGUCUGAGAGUUUAUAUAACUUUAAGGGCCUCUUUGGUUAAUCCUUUUGCAAAAUCAUUAACAGACAAUAAUAUUUUUGCAUCAGUAUGGAAGAUCACAUCUUGGAAAAUAAGGUAUACAAUACUGCAUAUUUUAGUGACCUGCCUUAGACCUUAUGCAUGUAUUACUGGUUUCCAUACUUCUAAUGCUGGUCCUUUGUCUUGUAUAGGUGUACUUCAUCACAUCCGCCCUUCUGACAUCCCCUUGGUCUCUUGAGAUAUAGUCAGUAACAGCAGCUGUUUUUUUUUUUUUUGUCUUUUUAGGGCUGCACCCAUGGCAUAUGGAGGUUCCCAGGCUAGAGGUCGAAUUGGAGCUGUAGCUGCUGGCCUAAACCACAGCCAUAGCAAUGCAGAAUCCAAGCUGAGUCUGUGACUUACAACACAGCUCAUGGCAACGCUUGGUCCUUAACCCGCUGAGUGAGGCCAGGAAUCAAACCUGUGUCCUCAUGGAUGCUAGUCAGAUUCAUUUCCGCUGAUUCAUUUCUCCCCAACCCCUUCUUUUUUUUCCUUAUAUUCAUUAGUUUGUUGUAUUUUUUAGAUUCUACAUGUAUGUGAUAUCAUACAGUAUUUAUCUUUUUCUGUCUGAUAUAUUUCACUUAGCAUAAUACCUUCCAAAUCCAGCAGCUUUUCUUUUGAGAGACUAGUGUGUACUUGGGGUUGAAAUUCCUUAAGUCCAAAGAGAUUUUGUGUGGGUUUUUUUUUUUGUUUUUUGUUUUUUUGUCUUUUGUCUUUUUAGGGCCACAACCCUCAGCAUUUGGAGGUUCCCAGGUUAGGGGUCUAAUUUGAGCUGUAGCUGCCGGCCUAUGCCACAGCCACAGCAACACCAGAUACUCAACCCACUGAUCAAGGCCAGGGAUCAAACCCGCAACCUCAUGGUUCCUAGUUGGAUUUGUUUCCACUGCGCCACUACGGGAACGCCCAAAAGUUUUUUUUUUUUUUUUUUUGUCUUUUUGCUAUUUCUUUGGGCCGCUCCUGCGGCAUAUGGAGGUUCCCAGGCUAGGGGUCUAAUCGGAGCUGUAGCCACCAGCCUAUGCCAGAGCCACAGCAACGCAGGAUCCGAGCCAUGUCUGCAACCUACACCACAGCUCACGGCAACGCCGGAUCCUUAACCCACUGAGCAAGGGCAGGGACUGAACCCGCAACCUCAUGGUUCCUAGUCGGAUUCGUUAACCACUGCGCCACGACGGGAACUCCCCAAAAGAGUUUUAAUUUACUUUUACAAAGUGCCAUUCUGUAUUUUUUUUUUUCAUUUUUAAAAUUUUUUUAUUGUGAGAAUUGCAAUGAUUUUUCAUUUUUUGUUUAUUGAUUUUGCUUUUUAUGGCCACACCCACGGCAGAUGGAGGUUCCCAGGCUAGGGGUUAAACUGGUGUUACAGCUGUCAGCCUACGCCACAGCCAUAGCAAUGUAGGAUCUGAGCCGGGUCUAUGACCUACACCACAGCUCAUGGCAACACCAGAUCCUUAACCCACUGAGCAAGGCCAGGAAUCAAACCCGCAGCCUCCUGGUUGUUAGUUGGAUUUGUUUCUGCAGCGCCAUGGUGGAAACUCCCCAUUCUGUACUUUUAACAAGUAUUAUAAAGAACUAAAACUGAGAGUACCAAAGCAACAAAAUGUUAACCAAAAAAAACCUAACUUUGUACAAAAGGAGUUCAGUUUUUUUUUCUUUUCUUAUAGGGCCUCUUUUCUAUAUACUUAAUAAUUGUGUAUUUCUCUACUGACCAAAUUCAUGUUAUUAUCAUCAGACUUAAUUGUGCUAUAUUUAAUAUUUGAUGAUAUUUAACUCUAAUAAGGACUUAUCUAUGGCGGAAUCUAGAAUAUCAUUCUGUGCUCAGGUCUUAUGUUGUAUAUUUUAUAACUUUGUUCAGUCAUCUUUGGCUCUUUAAGGAUAAUGGUCAGGAAUGGCACCUGUCAGUGUAAUCUUAAAAUGACUUUACUAGAAGAUGGAGUUCCCUUUGUGGCUUAGUGGUAACAAACCCAAGUAGUAUCCAUGAGGAUGCAGGUUCAAUCCUUGGCCUCACUCGUUGGUUAAGUAUUUGGCGUUGCUAUUAGUGGUCUAAGUUGGGCGCAAUUCAGAUCCUGUGUUGCUGUGGCUAUGGCAUAGGCCAGCAGCUGCAGCACCAAUUUGACCCCUAGCUUGGGAACUUCCAUAAGCCACACAUUCAGUCCUAAAAAACAAACAGCAAAGGAUUACCUAAAAGAUCCCGUUUUUAGGUAAUAGUGUCCCAUUUCAUCAGAAAUAUAAGAAUAAUUUAAA